AUGUUGCUAUCAUCAUCAGUGCUCUUUGUGAUCAGUUUCUUCCUAGUUUUGUAUUUUUUCAAAAAACUAAAAUGCGUAUCAGCAAAAUUAUACAACCUCGGUAAACUCGACGGACCUUCAAACCAUAACAUAAUUAUUGGAAAUGUGUUACGGCUUCAUGCGGCUCCAGAAGUAAUUUUUAAAAAAUUGCGACAAUGGGCACGUGACUACUAUCCAGUCUACCAACUGAGAGCAAUUCAUAUCCCUGCAGCAUGUAUUUUGGCACCGGAAGACUUUGAAGCCAUUUUAUCCAAUCCGAGACAUAUCGAAAAAAGCAUGGUUUAUUUGCUUUUACACGACUGGUUAGGAACAGGUCUUCUAACAAGUGGUGGACAAAAAUGGGCAACAAGACGAAAAAUCCUAACACCAGCUUUCCACUUCAGUAUCCUCCAACAAUUCAUCACAAUCUUCAAUGAAGAAACCGACAAACUUGUCGACACUUUCAAACAACAAUGCGACCAACCGAUCGAGAUCACCUCUCAUAUUACACAAUUCACGUUGAAAACGAUCGGUGAAACUGCAAUGGGAACAAAAUUCGAAUUCACAACCCGAAAACAAAUCGAAUAUAAACAAGCAAUCCUGGAAAUCGGCGAAAUCCUCCUCUACCGCCUCCUCAACUCGUGGCUCAUUUCCGACUACCUCAAUUUCUUCAGUCCUCACCGUUUGAGGGAGAAACGCCUCGUCAAAACCCUCCACACUUUCACUCGAGACGUGAUCACCGAACGUGAAAAAACAUUCGAAAAAUUCCAACUACCAACGGAAGAACAUGACGUUUACAUUGGCAAAAAACGACUCGCAAUGCUAGACCUCCUCCUCACAGCCAAAAACGAAGAAAGAACCAUCGAUGAAGAUGGAAUUCGUGAGGAAGUAGACACUUUCAUGUUCGAAGGCCACGACACGACUUCUGCUGCCCUAAGUUUCGCUUUGAUGCUUUUGGCCAAUCACAAAAACGUCCAAGACCAGAUUGUGGACGAAAUGGUCACAGUUUUGGGCGACCUGCACCAAAAACCGACUUACAACAAUUUGCAAGAAAUGAAGUAUCUGGAACGAGCGAUAAAAGAGAGUUUGAGAUUGUACCCAAGCGUGCAUUUUAUUUCAAGGAAAUUAGGAGAGGACUUUGUGACUUGUAACGGCCUCAAAUUGCCUAAAAGUACAAUCACGCAUUUGCACAUCUACGAUCUGCACCACAAUCCUGACAUUUAUCCUGAUCCUGAGAAGUUUGAUCCUGAGCGUUUUCGUCCUGAGAACUCCCAAAAAAGGCAUCCUUUCGCCUAUUUGCCAUUUAGCGCCGGGCCUAGGAACUGUAUAGGCCAGAAAUUUGCGAUGUUGGAGCUGAAAGCGGCCAUUUGUGGCAUUUUGGCCAAUUUUAUACUUGAACCGGUUGAUACCCCCGAAAGUAUCGUCUUAGUUGUUGAUCUUGUGCUCCGCACUAAAAACGGGAUAAAAAUCGGUUUUAUUCCCAGAGUUAAAUAA
Molecule: messenger RNA, 1512 nt
Organism: Tribolium castaneum (red flour beetle)
Lineage: Eukaryota; Metazoa; Arthropoda; Insecta; Coleoptera; Tenebrionidae
Gene: Cyp4q3
Product: cytochrome P450 monooxigenase CYP4Q3
Exons: 5
Coding region: 1-1512 (503 amino acids)
Molecular function (GO): monooxygenase activity; oxidoreductase activity, acting on paired donors, with incorporation or reduction of molecular oxygen; iron ion binding
Source: RefSeq, marked provisional